Dipodomys spectabilis (banner-tailed kangaroo rat) is the source of this 1355-nucleotide messenger RNA. It is a transcript of the gene Vps72, whose product is annotated as vacuolar protein sorting 72 homolog. Gene Ontology annotation, cellular component: nucleus. Gene Ontology annotation, molecular function: ATP-dependent H2AZ histone chaperone activity. Lineage: Eukaryota; Metazoa; Chordata; Mammalia; Rodentia; Heteromyidae. The transcript has 6 exons. The record is from RefSeq and is a predicted model, not a curated record. The coding region runs from base 62 to 1156 and encodes 364 amino acids. Gene Ontology annotation, biological process: regulation of DNA-templated transcription; chromatin remodeling.
GCCCCAAGAAUCGAGCUGGGUGAGGGGCGGCAGAGUGGCGGCGCAGCCUCGGUAGGCGAACAUGAGUUUGGCUGGGGGCCGCGCCCCCCGGAAGACGGCUGGGAACCGGCUCUCCGGGCUCCUGGAGGCGGAGGAGGAAGAUGAAUUCUAUCAGACGACUUAUGGGGGUUUCACCGAGGAAUCUGGAGAUGAUGAGUAUCAAGGGGAUCAGUCAGACACAGAGGAUGAAGUGGACUCUGACUUUGACAUCGAUGAAGGAGAUGAACCAUCCAGUGAUGGAGAAGCAGAAGAGCCAAGAAGGAAGCGCCGAAUAGUCACCAAAGCCUAUAAGGAGCCUCUAAAAAGCCUGAGGCCUCGAAAGGUCAGCACCCCAGCUGGUAGCUCCCAGAAGGCCCGAGAAGAGAAGGCUCUGCUGCCACUAGAACUACAGGAUGAUGGCUCUGACAGUCGGAAAUCCAUGCGUCAGUCCACAGCUGAGCAUACACGACAAACGUUCCUUCGGGUACAGGAGAGGCAAGGCCAGUCCCGACGACGAAAGGGGCCUCAUUUUGAGCGACCACUGACCCAGGAAGAGCUACUCAGGGAGGCUAAGAUCACAGAAGAGCUCAACUUACGUUCACUGGAGACAUAUGAGAGGCUUGAGGCUGACAAGAAGAAACAGGUUCAUAAGAAACGGAAGUGUCCCGGGCCCAUAAUCACCUAUCAUUCCGUGACAGUGCCACUGGUUGGGGAGCCAGGCCCCAAAGAAGAGAAUGUGGAUGUAGAGGGACUUGAUCCAGCUCCUUCAGCUUCUGCAUUGACUCCUCAUGCUGGGAGUGGACCUGUCAUCCCUCCUGCUCGCUGCUCACGUACCUUCAUCACAUUCAGUGAUGAUGCAACAUUUGAAGAAUGGUUCCCCCAAGGGCGACCCCCAAAGGUCCCAGUUCGGGAGGUUUGCCCAGUGACCCACCGUCCAGCCCUAUACCGGGACCCUGUAACAGAUAUACCCUAUGCCACUGCUCGAGCCUUCAAGAUCAUCCGUGAAGCUUACAAGAAGUAUAUCACUGCCCAUGGACUACCUCCCACUGCCUCGGCCCUGGGCCCUGGCCCCCCUCCUCCUGAGCCCCUCCCUGGCUCUGGGCCCCGAGCCUUACGUCAGAAAAUCGUCAUCAAAUGAACAGAUGUCUAGUCCCUAGAAACCUCUUCCGGCCCUAACCUGGGGCUCUUGACUUUUCUCCUUCCCUUCCCUUUCUUUGUUUUUUCCCUUUGUCAUCUCUGAUAACUUGCUCAGUCCUCUUCUGUAUUUCUUUUCCCACCUUUCCUCUAGUUCUUUCUGGUUUUGUUGUUUUUUUAAUCUAAUAAAACAGAAAGAUUUA